AUGGCCGACCGACUGCCGCUUCCGACGAGAACGCUCCGACCCGGCGCCCCGCGCCCCGUGCUCACCAGCCCCCCUACCUCUGGUGCCCUUCGGCCCCGCGCGCCCUUCGCCAGCGACCGCCUCGAGACGCCCGUUCCCCACCGACCUCCUCCAGCGACUGCCUCCGGGCUGUGGGAGCCACGCGCGACGGCUCUCGACGGCGAGGGAAAGCGAUCAAGGAACCGCGUGGCGAGCGAUCCC
Gryllus bimaculatus (two-spotted cricket) is the source of this 240-nucleotide messenger RNA. The record is from the annotation of a GenBank genome assembly. Lineage: Eukaryota; Metazoa; Arthropoda; Insecta; Orthoptera; Gryllidae.